This is a messenger RNA of Apiotrichum porosum, 438 nucleotides long. RefSeq lists its product as uncharacterized. Gene Ontology annotation, cellular component: EMC complex. NCBI's taxonomy places the organism in Eukaryota, Fungi, Basidiomycota, Tremellomycetes, Trichosporonales, Trichosporonaceae. The transcript has 3 exons. The record is from RefSeq and is a predicted model, not a curated record. The coding region runs from base 1 to 438 and encodes 145 amino acids.
AUGGAGAUCACCGACGCGUACCCUUUGGUGCACCGCUACACCUCCCUUUCCUCCACUGCCGAGCUGGGACUGGACCUCGCGCGUGCCAAGGCUGCCACUGAUGGCAAGCGCAUUGUCGGCGUCUAUGUCGCACCUGCAGAGGGCGCGGAGCUGGGUCGGGCUGGGGAGGCUAUCUUGGUUGCGCUGAGGAGCGACUUUGCUGGCGCUAUUGGCAUUGUGCUCGACAACGACAAGCUCGCUACGGGGGAGCCAGCGUACAACCCCACUGCCGGCGCAACCGUUGCCUUCCCGCCCAGUGCUGUCGUUGCUGGGACCCUCAAGCUCGUCAAGAGCGGCGUGCACCAGGCUGUCCGUGAUCUGGAUGACCACCUCGAUGACGCGCGUGCAGACUGGCUCGGUAACGUCGAGGCGCACAAGGCGAUUGCCGCAAUGGCAUAG